UGGGACAAAUAUCAUGUGCGCGCGGUUAUUGGUUUGUUUCAGUUCUUCAUCGGGCUGCUCCUCAUCUUCAUCCUCCUGUUGAUCGCUGGAAUCCUGGGAGCUGUCGGAGAGAAGAAGUCUCAGGUGUGGGUGAAGGAGAGUCUGGCGAAGCUGCUACCACUGAGUGACCAGAAGUCUGAAGUUCAAACGGACUUACAGAAACUGGAAGUGGAGGCAAAGUGCUGUGGACUGAUCAACGGACCCUCUGACUGGGGCUCCACUGUCCCCAGCUCUUGUGACUGUGUUGACACCGCUCAGGCGUGCCAAAGUGCAAAUGGACGCCAAGUGUACUCAACGCCUUGUGUCAAGUUUGUGACUUCCUUCAUGGAGAAGAACGCAAUCAUCGCGCUGGGGAUUGCAUUUGGUAUCGCAGUCUUGAUGCUCUUUGGAAUGGCCUUCGCCAUGACCCUGUACUGCCAGAUUGGGAAGAGGGACGCCAACACUGCCUAAUGCAGCAACACGUGAUACACUUGAUCUGGGGUUGUGGUCAAGGUGAAUUAGAAGUCAUCAAUUCAGGAAGUCAACUGAAAUUCCAAUACAAUAAAUGAAAUAUAUAUCUAUUUUCAAUGAUUUCUCAAACUGAAAAGCAGAAGUUAUUUAUUCCAAGUUUUUACAUUAGCAAUGUUAAAUACAAUUCACUUCCUCAAUUGACUGACUUCAAUUCAAAUUGACCCCAAUCAUGACUUGAUCAAAAGCUGGCUUUGACAUAUCCCAUACAGCAUGCUUGCAACAUGUACUUCAUACUGAACGGUGGGGUUCAAAUCUAGUCCAUUCAGAAAGUACACUGAAAUUCCAGUUCUCUUCAAUCAGGAACAUUUGGAAUUAGGUUUGCUUUGUGAAUUGACUGGACUGGAAAUGGACUGGACGCCCAACCUGCUGAACUAUGGACCACAAUGCAUCAUGUGUUUCUCCAUCAUUUACCUGCAUCAAAUGAUGCUCUGAUUUAGAUUUCAGAUCUUUGUUAAAUUAUGGCAGUUUCUUCACUUGUGAAGUUGAUUGAUCCAUAUAUCAUUGAACAUGAAUUAGUGUGUUUAUUUUUCUUUAAAAGGAGCUCUGUUUCAUUGUGUACUGCUCUACGUCUCUCUCUGAAUGGGGGGCUUCGCUGUCCAUACACUGAACUGUGUAUUAUUCAUGCUGAAAUGUUGAACCUUUCCCCCGUAUUAUUGCUAUCAUCUCGUAGAUAUUAAAGUCUGACGGUAAAUAUUGAUCACGCUGUAUAUACAUUUACCUGUUAUAUAUUUGAGUUGUAUAAUUAUUGCAGUACAUGUCAGAAUGUCUUCUGUUCAAGGCCUGUGACCAACGUCUUUAUGGCUGUUCCCCUUCUUGAGGCACAUCAGAAAUAAAGAAGUAGUAACUCA
Messenger RNA from Oncorhynchus kisutch (coho salmon), 1397 nucleotides. RefSeq names its product tetraspanin-8-like. The annotation marks the transcript as partial. The transcript is spliced from 5 exons. Gene Ontology annotation, cellular component: plasma membrane. The record is from RefSeq and is a predicted model, not a curated record. NCBI's taxonomy places the organism in Eukaryota, Metazoa, Chordata, Actinopteri, Salmoniformes, Salmonidae.